Molecule: messenger RNA, 940 nt
Organism: Scomber japonicus (chub mackerel)
Lineage: Eukaryota; Metazoa; Chordata; Actinopteri; Scombriformes; Scombridae
Gene: c3h1orf159
Product: chromosome 3 C1orf159 homolog
Exons: 9
Coding region: 147-746 (199 amino acids)
Source: RefSeq, a predicted model, not a curated record
UGUGGUUGAGCUGCAGAGGUUUGUAGAUGACAACCCUGCUGAUAAAUAUAAGUGACUGUCUGUCUUGUAAAAACCUCUGCGGCUGACGGGAUCUGACGUCGAUUAAAAAUCACACCCAGGCUGCUGUUUUCUAUCUGGGUUUGAAUAUGGCUCUGUCAUUCCUCUUGGUCUUGGCUGCAACUGUGAUUCUUAUCAGACCCGAGACACCUGUAACUAAGGCCCUACAUCAGAAUUCACUGGAGUGUUGUGGCGAGAAACAGAGAGCCAACAAUUCAUGUUCAAAUGACACUCACUGUGAACCAGGAUGCUUCUUACGUGUCCUGGACAACAGCAACACUGUUUGCAUAUUCUGUGACUCUGCAGCUGUAGAUUUGGAGAACAUAACAGUCUGCACCUACAACUACACAGUGGAGAGGAAAAAUCAUACAACAGUAACUACUGUCAUUCCUAAAAUUGGAGGGCCAGGUGUGGCUGCCUCUCUUCUUCUGGGAACACUGUUGAUCAGCCUGUUUCUGAUUCUCUCUGUGGCCUCUUUCUUCUACCUCAAACGCUCCAACCGACUCCCGAGCAUCUUCUACCGCCGCAACAAGGCAUUCAUAUUCCAGCCAAGUGAGACAGCUGUCAUGAUACCCUCCUCUACAGUGAGGAAGCCAAGGUAUGUCAGAAGGGAGCGGCCCUCUGCAACUUCAACACUGAAUAGUGCCAUCAUACCCACAACAUCCACGACUCAAGUCUAUAAUGUGUAGGAGGAGGGUGGGAGUGCUGGUGCAGGUACAUAAAAGAGAAAGCUCAGGAACGAUGUUUGAUUUUCAUAUCAUGUUGAAGGUUCAGCAGUGCAGACAAAGUACGAUUGAUUAACUCAUUCUUAAUGUAGGUGGCCAAAUUUAACUGUAGCUGCUUGUGCUGCGUUCUUACCAUGUGGGCUUUUACUUUUUCUGUA